Dictyostelium purpureum is the source of this 5520-nucleotide messenger RNA. RefSeq lists its product as uncharacterized. The coding region runs from base 1 to 5520 and encodes 1839 amino acids. The transcript has 6 exons. Gene Ontology annotation, biological process: GPI anchor biosynthetic process. The record is from RefSeq and is a predicted model, not a curated record. Gene Ontology annotation, cellular component: endoplasmic reticulum membrane. Gene Ontology annotation, molecular function: mannose-ethanolamine phosphotransferase activity. NCBI's taxonomy places the organism in Eukaryota, Evosea, Eumycetozoa, Dictyosteliales, Dictyosteliaceae.
AUGGAAGGAAAUAAAAAAUCACCAACGGUUACAAAUAUAUUUAUAUUUACAUUGUAUUUUGUUAUUGUAUUAUCAGUUGGUUGUUUUUUAUUUUUUAAUGGCUUCUUAUUAAUGAGGUACGAAUUACCUUUAAAGAGCCAAUGUAAUCAAUCACCAUUACCCAACCAACUAUCAGAUAUAAAUGGAUGCUGGAUGAAUAAGACAUUCAACAAGGCGGUUAUUAUAGUUAUAGAUGCAUUACGAUACGAUUUUUUAGAAGAGCAACCAGUAAAUGACAGUAAAACAUCCAUUUAUUUCCACAAUAGAUUACCAUCCAUUCAGAAAUUAAUAAAAGAUAAACCAGAUAACACAUUGUUUUUUAAAUUUGUUGCAGAUUCACCAACAGUAACAAUGCAAAGAAUUAAGGGUAUCACAACAGGAUCAUUACCUACAUUCAUCGAUGUUGGUUCGAAUUUCGGUGGGGAAGCUAUAGUCGAAGAUACUCUAGUUAACCAAUUGGUUUUUAAAGAUUCAAAUAAAGAGAAAGGAAUCGAUAAUUUAAGGAAUAAAGUUAUUUUUAUAGGUGAUGAUACAUGGGUAUCACUGUUCCCGAAUCAUUUUUAUCAAGAGUAUCCCUAUCCUUCGUUUAAUGUUAAAGAUAUUGAUACUGUGGAUAAUGGUGUAUUAAAACAUUUGCUACCAACAAUUACUCAGAUAGAUGGUGAAUGGGAUGUUGCAAUUUCGCAUUUAUUAGGUGUUGAUCAUGUUGGCCAUACUUUUGGUCCUGAUCAUCCAGAAAUGAUUAGAAAAAUGAAACAAAUGGACGAAUUUUUAAUAUCUAUUAUAGAUAAUAUUAAAAACGAUACAUUAUUUAUCUUAAUGGGCGAUCAUGGUAUGACAAGCGAUGGCAAUCAUGGAGGUGCAUCAAUAUUAGAAACAGACGCAGCAUUGUUAAUGUUUUCACCAAGUAUCAGGUUAAAUAAUAGUAAAGAUAUACCCAAAGAAAUUUUAAAAUCAAGACUAUCAUCGGUACCUUUAGAUCAUUAUAACAGUCAUAUUCCACGUGAUAUUAGCCAAAUAGAUUUGGUUUCUACACUAUCGUUAUUACUUGGUGUCCCAAUACCGUUUGGUAAUUUAGGAAGUAUUAUCCCCGAAGUUUUCUAUAGCAGCGUUAAUAGCAAUAAUAAGCAAGAUCAUUGGGAUAAUUUAUUUAAUGCAUUAAGAAUAAACACUUUUCAAAUUAAAAGAUAUAUGGAGUCAUAUUCAAAUAUUUCAAAAGAUUUCCCAAAAUAUAAACUUAAUCAUUUUAAACAACUUUUAGAUAAAACAGAAUCACUCUAUGAUCAAUAUAUAAAUAAUAAAAAUCAAAUAGAUCCAGCAAAGGUGUAUAAUAGUUAUAUUCAAUAUCAUCAAGAAAUUAUCGAACUAUGUAGAGAUAUUUGGGCAACUUUUGAUUUGUUCUCUAUGAACUGUGGUAUUCUUAUUAUUCUUUUAUCUGGUAUUUUAAUAUUGGUAUUUAUAGUUAAAAUAAUGAAUUACAAUCAAGUUUUGCAAUUCCCAUAUAAAAGAGUUUUAGUUUCAAGUAUUUUUGGGCUUCUUUUAUCGCUUCCAAUAAAUUUUAUGUUUAAUCCAAAUGAAGCUCUAACCUAUACAAUUAUAACAAUCUUUUCAAUUUUUGGUUUUAUUUAUUAUUUAAUUAAAGAUUUAAAAUCAACAACAACAACACCAAAAUCAGUCAUACCGACUACAGAAACUUCAGCAUCAAAAAAAACAACUAAAAGCCUAAUAAUUUAUUUUUUCACAUUAAUAAUUCCAUUAAUAACCUUUAUAUUGCAUGGUAUAUCAUACACAUCAAAUAGCUUUACAGAGGCUCAGCAUAAUGUAGUUUAUUAUUUUGAAAUUAGCAAUAUUGUUUUAACAUGUAUCAACUUAAUUUAUCAUCAACCAAACUGGACUAAAAAGGAUAGUCUCCUAGUAUUUAUAACACUGUUUUCAAUGUUUUUAACCUCGCCUACAAUCUGGAAUGUAAAGAUCUCAAUUAUAUUCGAAUACUUUAAUCCGACACCAACAUCGGUGUUUAUUGAAAACCAAUUAAAAUUAACAAUUCUAGAAAAUUUAAUAGAAUCAUUUUGGGUAUUACCAAUUAUAUAUUUUAUAUGGAAAAGAAUUUUUAAAGAGACCAAUAUUAAAUCUUCAAAAUCACCAAUCAUUCAUCACAUAUUCCUGGUUAUAAUUUUAAUUUCAAUUACAAUCUUUUGGUUUUUUAUCCAACCUUUGGUUUCAAAUGGUGUUCAGCUACAUUGGUUACUAAAGAAUAUCUUCCCAUUAAUAGUCUAUUCACUGUCAAUUAUUGGUGUAUUUCAUUCAAUAAGUCCAAGCAAUAGGCAAACACAACCCAAUAAUGAUUAUUUAAUUAUAGAAUCACUAUUUAAAAGAUUGGUUUAUAUUUCGCUAUAUUUCUAUUUAGUUAUACUCUUAUUAUUAGGCAUAGAUAAUUCAAGGGCAACUUUAUUAAUGCUUAUUCAAAUUAUCUCGAUUAUCUUAUUAUUAUCAAAAAUCUACAAUUCAUAUAAUGGUAUCAAUAAUAAUGAUAGUUUUAAUAGAAAGUUAUUCAAAUAUUAUUUCAAUUUUAUAGUUUCGAUUUUGUUUGGAUUCUUAUCAAUAAAUCAUUUUUUUACAAGUAACCACGAACACUCAUUUAGCAAAAUUCAAUUCGAAAGUGCUUUUAUCGGCUUUGAUGAGCAUUUUUAUCUAAGAGAUGGGGUUUUAGUUAUAUUAAAUACAUUUUCAGCGCCUAUAAUAAUAACAUUAUCAUUACCAAUUUUAUUAAUUUAUUCAAAAUAUUUUGUUUUUUAUAAAAAGAAACCAUCUGCCACAGAAAGAAACCCAGAAUUUAAAUCUUAUCAAAACCUAAACGAAUUUUUAAUAUGCUUCUUAAUACUAUUACUGUUUUAUUGGUUUAAUACUUUACUUGUUUCCAUCUCAGUUUAUACUCUUAGAAGACACUUAAUGGUAUGGCGUGUAUUCUGUCCCAAAUACAUCUUUGAAACAGUUCAACUAUUAGUUGUCUCAAUUUAUAAAGAGAAAUCUGUAUGCGUUAAAAUUUAUAAUAACUCAAUCUAUAAUAACAGUAGAAACACACAAUAUUUCUUUAAAUUGUUACCAAAGCUCCAAAUCGAAACUACAUUGGUUUAUUACAACAGAACAUAUAUAGAGUUUGACACAAAAUAUGUGCGAACAGCCAAUUUUACUUUAUACGAUGAUCUUAUGUGCAAAAAUAAAAAGGAGACUUAUACACCCAUAUGCAACAGUGAAAAAUGUGUUAUUGAAUUGAAUGAAAAUCAAAUAAAAAAUUUUUAUGGGAAUUGUAUUGAAAGAUGUAUAGUUGCAAUCAAUGGUAAUAGUUUUUGUAAUCAACCAAUUGACGCUGAUAACUACAUGUUUCCAAUAAAUUAUGCUCUCUCUGCAUUACCAUCAACUGAGGGUGGUAAACUUCAACUUACUGGUAAUUAUUUAAGAAAUUAUGUUGAUGAUUAUUACAUAGUAGAAGGGGCUAUUAAAGGAAAACAAUUGAAAUUUAGUGUUGAUAAAGAGAAUUACGACCCUGAAAAUUUAACUGUAAACUUCCCACCUGGUUAUGGAACUUUUAGAUUGUAUCCUGAUUCUUCUCAAAGUAGUACAAUAAUGUAUAUAGGCUAUGCUCCUCCUUAUAUUUCUCAGUGUAAUUAUAAAGACUCAACAAUCACUUUAAAUGGUUUGAAUUUUUAUAAUAAUCCCUCAGUUGCCCAGGUUACUGUAAAUAAUGUAAAUACACCAAUUGUUUCAAUAGAUCAUCGUUUAUUAAAACUAAAUUAUGUUACUGAUUAUUCUCAAAAAUUAAAUGUAAAUGUAACCAUUGGGGAUAUUUCAUUAGAAAAUAUAUAUACAUUUGAUAUUAAACCACAACCAGUAUCGAUUAGUACAACUGUAUCAACUUCAAAAUAUAAUAGUGCUAAAAUAGAUUAUGUUGAAAGUACAACUGAAAUAAAAUUUAAAUAUGGAGUGCCUCAUUUUACAUCAACAAAUGCAAUCCAAAUUGAUAGAACAAAUGAAUUUUCAAUAACUGGUAUUAACUUUGGUAAUAUUAACGAUACUAAUGGAACAGUUAUACUAAAUAUAGAUGGAAAAGUAAAUAAUGAUAUUAUAACUACAUCAAUAAGUAAUGAUGAAACUAAAUUAUCAUUUAAAUUACCAAAUAUAUGUGAAACAUCUGUAAAACUAUCAAUUGAAGUUAAUGGUGUUAUUUCAAAUAAUAAUGUAACAAUAACACCACAACCUACAUUUAUAUUAGCUCCAUCAAGACCAUUAACAAAUGGAUCAUCAUUAUAUAUUGACAAAUACUUUUCAUGUAAAGAGACUAUUACCAAACCAUCUAUUACAGUUGGUAACUCUAAUAAUCAUAUCUAUUGCACAUUAAUUUCAAAUACUGAAACAAGUUGUAAUGUCGGUGCUGGAACUGGUAAACAUUCAUUUAAAUUUUAUGUUGAUGGUAUUGAAAAAAUCAAUUCAUUUUUUGAAUAUGCACCACCAACACUUGUAUCACAUAAUGUUAAUGGAUUAAAAACAAUUACCUUAACUGGUUAUAACUUUGGUAAUGAUUCAUCAAAAUGUAAUUUAAUAUUUGCAAAAAAAAAUGUAACAUGUAAAGUUAUCAGUGAUACAACUAUAACAUUCGAUGCAAAUUCACAAUAUGAUUAUGGCAAUGUUAAUCUUAUAAUCGAUAGUAUUCCAAUGUUAAAUGAAAACUAUAAAAUAAUGUUAUCAUCAAUAAUUGGAUUGGUAAAAGAUAAAAAUAUUUCAACAAGAAAUGGAACAGUGUGUAUAAGUGGUUCAAGAUUACCUGAAACUAAAUCUAGUGUCAACAAUUUAAAUAAUGUUACAAUUGAAAUUAAAUCACAUUUAAAAGGCGGUUCAAAUACAUUUAAAGAUUAUAAUGUUUCAAAUAAUAUGAUUUGUAUAUUAUUAAAAGAUGGAUAUGUUGGUACAUUUGAUUUAUCAGUGUUCAUCUAUAAUGAAUUCAUUUCAAAAUAUACAAUAUCAUAUAAUAAACCAUCAUUUAAUAAUAGUUUAAUUAAUAUUAAAGAUGGUGGUAAUAAUAAUUAUCAGCUUGAAGUAUAUGGUAAUGAAUUCGGGGAACCAUUUGAAAUUCAUUUUAAUACAUCAAAAGGUGAUUUAAUAAUGAACUGUACAUUCAAUAUAUCAAUUCAACACAAUAAUAAUGAUAUAUACAAUUGUAGUUAUUCAAAAAUCAAUAUUGAUUCAAUUAAAGAUGGUAAUGAACAAUUAUACUUAAAAAUCGGUGAAUCUAAAUAUCCAAUCAAUUCAACAUUAAAAUUUGAAAACAAAAAGUCUAAUAACAAAAGUAGUACAUUGAAGAAAGCAUUAAUUCCAACAUUUGUUGGUGGUGCCGCAUUGUGUGCUGCUGCAUUUAUUGGUUAUAAAUAUAGAGAAAAUAUAUUUAAAAAAAUUGAUAAACUAAAAAAUGGUAAAUCAAAUGUAUAA